Messenger RNA from Ostertagia ostertagi, 354 nucleotides. NCBI's taxonomy places the organism in Eukaryota, Metazoa, Nematoda, Chromadorea, Rhabditida, Trichostrongylidae. The record is from the annotation of a GenBank genome assembly.
AUGACAACCAAAGCGUUCACGGCAGUACUACGUAGCAUGGCCAAAGAACGGUGGAGAUCACUGGCCAAAGAAUUGAUACAAUACAGGGAUCACAAUGAAAAGCGGAAUCGUCUGUCUACAAUGUUGUCGAGAGCGGAAAUGCCGCUGUAUCCGUUAGCAGAAUAUCCGUUACGGAACGACAAAGGUGUGGAUCGUGACUCGUUGAAAGACGCCGAUAGAAAAAUUCGUCAACUGAAUGGAUUUCUAGCACAAGGUGUCAAACUUGUGGCAGCAGCCACAGGGAAUGUCGUCGGUAACAAAACGGUUCGCUUGUUAUCACCAAGAAUCGGGAACACCAACCGUGCCGACAAUGAG